UUUCCUUUUCUUCUUUGUCUUCUCUUCAGAUUAUGCUCUUCGCCACCCCAGUCAGAUGCUCAAGUCCAGUUACUUCUUUUUUUUCCAACUUCCACGCUUUCCAGAGGUUAUGCUUUCCAUCAACGACUUUAAGGCACUGAAGAGUCUGUAUACGAGCCGGAGCACUGGGAUCGGGCUUAAGGGCCGUUGGCUAACUGCUGAAGAACUUGAGGCCUACCUGUAUGCCCUGUCGCAGCCCGGAGCCCUUACAGCUGCCCUCAACUAUUAUAGAAAUGUGUUCAGUUUCCUCCCCCUCAAACAGAGUGAGGUACGCUCACCGGUGCUGCUCUUGUGGGGUGAAAGGGACGCCUUCCUCGAGCAGGACAUGGCCGAGGCCUGUCGCCUCUACAUCCGCAACCACUUCCGCCUGAACAUCAUCUCCGGUGCCAGCCACUGGCUUCAGCAGGACCAGCCCGACAUAGUCAACACACUUAUAUGGACAUUCCUUAAAGAGGGAGAGGGAAGGAAAAACUACAGGAACUGAGAAAAGCCUUGUUUUACCCUACACCUCGGCCUGCACACCUUCUGAUUAAUGCAAGCAUCCUGUCUAAUUCAGCACAGCUUGGAUGUUAAUAAAACACUAAUGUGAAGCUUAGAAGUGAAU
Molecule: messenger RNA, 643 nt
Organism: Tachysurus fulvidraco (yellow catfish)
Lineage: Eukaryota; Metazoa; Chordata; Actinopteri; Siluriformes; Bagridae
Product: epoxide hydrolase 4-like
Exons: 3
Coding region: 56-523 (155 amino acids)
Molecular function (GO): hydrolase activity
Source: RefSeq, a predicted model, not a curated record